AUGUAUAUAUUAUGUGUAAAACACGACAGGGAAAAGGUGAACAUUACAACGGGAAACAACUGCAUUCUGCUUCAAGAAAAUGACAGAGAUAAGACUUCGAUUGAAUGGAACAGUUACGUGAAUGAGGGAGGAAAUCCCUUCGAAAGUGCUACUUUCACUUCCGCAGCUGAGCAUCUUGUGGUGAAAAAUAUAACCUUCAAGAAUACAUAUAAUUUGGAGGUAGAAGGAAGAAAGGUAAAUAAGGCUGUAGCAGCAUCGAUAUUUGGAGAUAAAUCUUCAUUUUACGAUUGUGGUUUCAUUGGACUUCAAGAUACACUUGCUGAUGCAUCGGGCCGCCAUUAUUUCCAUAACUGCCAUAUUGAAGGGGCUAUGGAUUUCAUCUGGGGCAAUGGACAGUCCUAUUGCGAAAUAACGGUGCGAACAUAUCCCCGUCCACGGUAUCCUGUCACAAGUGUUACAACAGCACAAGGGAGGGAAAGUGAGGAACAAACGACUGGCUUUGUUUUCAAGUUUGGAAAACUCAAUGGCAUAGGAAAUCCUACUACCUUUCUCGGAAGAGCUUGGCGAACUUGUUCAACUGUUCUUUUCAAGAACAUGACCUUUUCUGGUCAUGGUCAAUUAGUCAAAGUUUUGCCUAUAGGAUGGGAUCAUUGGGAGAAAGACGUAAGACGAAUUGUGUACGCCGAAGCUGAUAACACUGGAUUAGCAUCCGAACUAGAUGACAGAGCAAGCUGGGAGAGGAUUGGGAAAAAGAGUCUUACUGCUGAGCAGUGGCAUUAUUACACCGACAUGUCUUUCAUCGACCACGAAGGAUGGCUGAAGCAACAACCCUAG
Molecule: messenger RNA, 834 nt
Organism: Papaver somniferum (opium poppy)
Lineage: Eukaryota; Viridiplantae; Streptophyta; Magnoliopsida; Ranunculales; Papaveraceae
Product: probable pectinesterase 55
Exons: 4
Coding region: 1-834 (277 amino acids)
Biological process (GO): cell wall modification
Molecular function (GO): pectinesterase activity
Source: RefSeq, a predicted model, not a curated record